GUGCAGCUGAAGGGCUGGUUACUGAAGACACCCUCAAACCAUUGUUAAAGGAGCCCUAAGAAAUAUUACAUGGGACCAGAUUUGGAAAAAAUGGAGUGCUGGAAAACCUGACCUGACUGCAAAUAUCUGAUGAAAGGGAUGCUGACUCCAACAGGAGACCAGCACAAUAAAAAACAGCUGCAGUAUGUGCUAUGUGACUGACACGUAAAUCUUCCAGUUGCCCUAAAACUCCUGGAGAAUGCUAAGGAGAUCUGAGGAAAGGCUCAGAAAGAAGCAAUCUGAGCUGCAUACUAGGGUCACAGAAUGGGGAACUGAGGUAGAGGAAGAUCAAAUGACUCACCUGAAGUGACACAGGAAGCUUGUAGCAGAGCCAAUGUUGAACUCAGAUCUCCUCUAUCACAGCCUCGCCCCUUCACCACAUGAUUAACCACCCUGUGGAAGUGCACAAGAACUCUCAAAAAAUAACGUGGCAAAGGAUUCAACAUGCCAAACAAAGAGUGAUGUCACAGUGACGUGAGAGCUGGCAGGAGUAUAGAACAUGCCCAGCAUUUGGACAUGGAAACUGUAAUAAACCCAACCCCUUUUCAGGGUGCUUGGUGGGCUAAAGAUAGAACCUGAGGAUUCCUCCAGUGAAGGGGGGAAGCUAUUCAUAAAAACAAUAAUGAAAGAAGCUAUGAACUCAAAAACGGUGGCUAAUAUGCUCAAGUGGUUCACACAUGACAUGCAGAGCCAGAGUCCCAGCUGAUGUACAUAGGCACAGCUUCAUUGGUUGCCCUGGAGUUAUGCUGAUUUCAGUGAAGGAUGUGGCCCCUGAAACAGACACAGAUGCAAGUAAUAAUUGAAACUGAGAAAGGGCUAUUCAAUGAAAGAAUCAAGAUUGAUAUGUGAGCCUGAAACCCGAGAGUAUGUCUUUACACAGCUGUGUACUGCCUGAAAACAGCCCAGUCAGACAGCCUGAAACGAAAGGGUUAAAAAGCCUACAGCCACAGGAAGGCAAUCUCACCCAACUGUUUUAUCUGCUCCGCCCUCUGAUGAAGACAUAAGCACUUCCGCAUAGCUGCCAGCUUUAUCAAGGCCAUCUGUGCAUCUGAGUCUGAUCUGCAAUAUCCCGGGACACAGAGCUGGUCUGCUUCUGUGCAGCAGAGAAUGUCGGAGAUAGAAGAUGGCAGAGGCUGAAAGCACAGUUAUAAACACCAAUGUGAAACAGAAAGACCCAAAUGAGGCGCUGGUCAUCGCUGUGACAACCAGGGCCAUCUUCAACCUGGAGGAGGAGCAUCAGCUGUUCCUGACAAAGGGCAAGGAAGAGUAUGUGAAGUAUCAGCAAGUCAAUGAGAAUAAGCCCUUGGAGCAAGGUACAGCCUUCACUUUCAUUCAGGCUGUGCAGUUUGUGAAUGAGAAACUCCUGGAGAGAAACCCAGAGGAGAAGGGCCUCUUUGAUGUCAUCAUCCUCUCCAACAACAGCCCAGAAAGUGGCAUGCGCAUCGUCAAUAGUGCUAAGCACCAUGGUUUGGAGAUUUCCAGGUUUUGCUUUGUCAGCGAUGAAGAUUCCACCCAGUACUUGAAAUCCCAUAAUGUCAAGCUCUUCCUCUCGGCCGACAGGACGGACGUGUGCAAUGCACUCCAGCGAGGAGUGUCAGCGGCUCUCAUCUUCCAGCAGGAGGUGCAGACCCCCAGCACCCAACUGCGAGUGGUGUUUGAUGGGGAUGCCGUGCUCUUCUCAGAUGAGACAGACCGGGUUUUUCGAGAGAAGGGGCUGUCGGGGGCUCUGGAGUAUGAGAGGGCAAUGGAAGCCGUGCCCAUGGGAGAGGGUCCAUUGAAGGCAUUUGCCAUGCAUCUUGGGAAGAUGCGCAAGAAGUUCAGCCAGGAGAAUUCCCCUAUUCGCACCUACUUGUUGACUGCCCGCAGCGGCCGGGAUAUGGGCAUCCGUGCUAUCAAGACCCUCCGGGAAUGGGGGCUGGCGAUUGACGAGGCCUUCUUCAUGGACGGGGCUCCCAAGGGCCCUCUCCUCUCCCAGAUCCAACCCCACAUCUUCUUUGAUGAUGGCCUUCAUAACAUCCAGGGGGCUCAAGAUAUUGGCAUACCCUCUGCCUUGGUCCUCUGUGACUGCUGAUGGGCAGGGAUGAAGGGGCAAAGGUCCUCCAAGGAUCAGGCAAUUGGAGAACACAAACACAAAGCUUCUGCCAAAAGGGAUAAGGGAAGAUUUCUAAACCUGUGCUAAGCAAGCUUAGGGGAGAGGGAGAGAAGAUGCUGUGUGCUGAUGUGGUGCUGGAUCUAUUGCUCUUGGGUCCCUCUCUUAGUUCCAAAGACAGGGUCCAUCUGAUCUUGGGGAUGUGGCAACAGAAGGCCAAAAAUCCACAGGAAGGAAGGAUGCUUGAAAUGUAACAUAAUAGUUACGCCCAUCUCUUGAUCUGCCUUAGCCGUCUCUUCAAUGACUGCAGCCCUUCCAGCCACUAGGGAUAAUGUGCGCCACCACUUGUGCCAUACAAGCACUGAAACCACAGUUCUAGUGAUGAGACCAUGUGAGCUGAAGACAGCAUGUAACUGUUGUAAGAAGCAGGCAAUAUAAGCUCAGGCUGCACUCAGACAUGGGGGUUUGUCUUAGGAGCUUUGGGCCAGUACUGCUAUUCAAAUGCCAAUAACCCUCUAAACGCUGCAUUUGUUGGGGUUUCUGCUUUUUCAAAGGAAACUAUUUUUUUUUAGUGUUUAUGUUUUAGAUAUAUGGGGCCAAAUCUUGAGGGGUGCUGAGCAGCUAGUGAGCACUUGCAGCUUCCACUGACUUCAGCAGGAGUUUCAGAUGCUCAGCGCCUCCCAGGAUUUGAGUGCCAGGGACCAGGAGCUCUGUCUUCUCAUAGAUUCUAGUUUGUAGGUAUGUCUUACAUUGGGCCUGAUUCUGAUUUCCUAUUGGUGUAAAUCAGGAGUAACUCCACAGAAAUCAGUGGAAUUAUACCAUGGUAAGUGAAAUCAGAAUCUGGUCUAUAAUAUCUAGUAAAUAUCU
Molecule: messenger RNA, 2995 nt
Organism: Mauremys reevesii (Reeves's turtle)
Lineage: Eukaryota; Metazoa; Chordata; Testudines; Geoemydidae
Product: cytosolic 5'-nucleotidase 1A-like
Exons: 9
Coding region: 1163-2110 (315 amino acids)
Biological process (GO): nucleotide metabolic process; adenosine metabolic process
Cellular component (GO): cytoplasm; cytosol
Molecular function (GO): magnesium ion binding; 5'-nucleotidase activity; nucleotide binding
Source: RefSeq, a predicted model, not a curated record